GUGCUCAAUAUCAAUAGCGUUCCCACCAAGGAUCCAUGACGUAAAAAGGAUCGAGUGGACCCAGGUGUCACCAGCAAGGAACAAGCAAGUCAACCCCCGGAUCCAGACCUUUCAUAAUACCCAUUGUGGUCUUGCCGGAAGACAGAUUGGGUUCAUCCGCCCCCAGGAGGGUUCCACUACUCGUUGAUGAGGAUUGUCGGCUUUUCCUCAUCCUUUCGCGACGGCUCUGCAAUCCUGCAUUAGUCUUUUGACACCCCUGUUCCUGCAGGAAGAUUCGGCAGACAAAACCCCUUCCAUGUCCUACCCACGAAAUGUCUAAAGAACUUUCGUGUCCGCUCCCGUCGACAUCUUUCGCCUUCAUGUAGCGGCCCUGUGUCUGCCAUGGCGUCGACCAGCACACCUGACCUGACGCCCGAGUUCCUGGCACAGGACCGACGCCCUGAGGCGAGGAUCGGAAUUGGAGUCGUGACGGCACUAUCUGGAGCGGUUGUGUUGAUUCGAGUCUAUGCGCGAUGGUUCAUGAUUCGCAGCUUUGGCUGGGAUGAUGGACUCAUCUGCAUUGCGAUGUUGUUAAACAUCGUCGUCAUGGCCCUCACAACCCAAGUCCUCCGCUACGGCGCCGGCCUGCACGUCUGGGCCCUCGAUACCGCCGAAACCCCACUGCUGUACAAAUGGCUCGUCUCUGCGCAGCUGGUAUACAUGAUUGCAUUGUGGGUAUGUCGAUUGUCGGGACUGGCCUUCUACCGUCGAUUGAACCCGAUGCCCCAAUUCCAACUGUACCUCCGAAUCUCGUUUGCCUUCGUCACAGCCGUCAUGCUCGCCCAGGUCCUCAUCAUCGCCCUGCAAUGUGUCCCGCUCGCUACGCUCUGGGGCGGUGCUACCGGAAAGUGUCUGGGAUCAAAGACGGUGUUUAUUUCCACUGCCGCGAUGACGAUUAUCUGCGACUCGCUUAUCCUGCUACUACCGGUGAAGAUUGUGCUCUCGAUCAAGGCGAAUGCAACGCGCAAGGUUGCGUUGAGUGUGGUGUUGUGUUUUGGUGUUUUUGCCGUGAUGACCUCCGUCGCCCGCAUCAUCUCCAUGAUCCCCGCCAUUCAGAAAACCGACGCAACGUGGUACUUCUCCGUCGUGAUGGUCUGGUCGGAUACCGAAGUCAGCACGGCCAUCUUCGCCCUGUCGUUGCCGGCAUUGAAGGGCCUAGUCGGUGCUGUUGCGGGCAGUACCCGGAAAGGAACAGAUCAGACACCAGGGAGUAAUGGCGGACCGGAUCUGCAUUUGCAGAAUGUGCCUGCUAGUGGCGGCCACCAUCUGUAUGAGGGCCCGGAUAGUUAUCCCAAUGAGGCGCGGGCGAGUAUUGGGGAUAAUGCGAGUCAGGAGGCGUUGUGGGUGGAUACGAAUGCCGGGAUUCAUGUCAAGAAUAGUGUCAGGGUUAGUGUGAGUGAUCGAUAGGUAUUGUUACACGGCCUGUGGGGAGGAG
Aspergillus neoniger CBS 115656 is the source of this 1474-nucleotide messenger RNA. RefSeq lists its product as uncharacterized. NCBI's taxonomy places the organism in Eukaryota, Fungi, Ascomycota, Eurotiomycetes, Eurotiales, Aspergillaceae. The coding region runs from base 382 to 1446 and encodes 354 amino acids. The record is from RefSeq and is a predicted model, not a curated record. The transcript is spliced from 4 exons.